CAAAUUCUUAUAAAUGUCUCCUCUUGACUUAAUUAUCGUUCUCACCUCAUACCAUAUAUUCCACUCCAAAUUUGGUUUUUUUUUUUUUUUAUAUUUGCCUAUUAACUACAUUGGGACCCAAAAACAUUAUUAUUUAAGGAAUACAAACACAAUUCACAAUCAUAAUAAUAAACAUAUCAAAUAUCAAAAUACCAUAUAUGAUGAUGAAACAAACCUUCUUCAUCUCCCAUGGCUCACCCACUCUUUCCAUCGACGAAACUCUUCCAGCCAGGCACUUUCUACAGUCAUGGAAGGAAACCAUCUUCCCCACCAUACCUACCUCCAUUUUAGUCAUAUCAGCUCACUGGGAAACCUCUGUUCCCACCCUCAAUUUUCUCAACAACCGUCCUAAUGACACCAUCUAUGAUUUCUAUGGCUUCCCUCAAUCAAUGUACGAGCUCAAGUAUCCAGCUCCAGGGGCACCACAACUAGCCAAGAGAGUAAAAGACAUUCUUUUAUCAUCAGGCUCAACAAAACAAGUCAAUGAAGACACCAAACGAGGGUUAGACCACGGUGCUUGGGUUCCCCUAAUGCUGAUGUACCCCGAAGCCCAAAUCCCAGUGUGCCAGCUCUCGGUGCAGCCACACAAGGACGCGGCCUAUCACUACAACAUAGGCAAGGCAUUGGCUCCUCUCAAGGACGAGGGUGUUCUCAUCAUUGGCUCGGGAAGUGCCACUCACAACUUGAGACACCUUAAGCCUCAAGAUGGUGUGGUUCCUUGGGCGAUGGAGUUCGAUACAUGGCUUAAAGAGGCUUUACUUAAUGGAAGGUACGAGGAUGUGAUCAAGUAUGAGGAGAAGGCUCCUCAUGCUAAAGUGGCACAUCCUCGUCCUGAACAUUUUUACCCUUUGCAUGUGGCAAUGGGCGCGGCUGGUGUAGAUGCCAAAGCUAAGCUCAUACACCAUAGUUGGAGCCUUGGUUCACUCUCUUAUGCCUCUUACCAGUUCACUAGUGCUCCAACUUCAUAGUAAAUUUGUUGUGUGAAAAUGGAUUAUUGGUUUAUACAUAACAUGUAACAAAGGUUCUUAAAUAAUAAGGUCUCUCUCAACCAGGACCAAAAAUAUUGUAACUCUAUAUAGAAUGGUUAUCUUAUCUUAUCUUAUGGUGUUUUCUUCUAAAA
Cannabis sativa is the source of this 1159-nucleotide messenger RNA. RefSeq names its product extradiol ring-cleavage dioxygenase. Lineage: Eukaryota; Viridiplantae; Streptophyta; Magnoliopsida; Rosales; Cannabaceae. Gene Ontology annotation, molecular function: ferrous iron binding; zinc ion binding; oxidoreductase activity, acting on single donors with incorporation of molecular oxygen. The coding region runs from base 198 to 1007 and encodes 269 amino acids. The transcript is spliced from 2 exons. The record is from RefSeq and is a predicted model, not a curated record.